Molecule: messenger RNA, 3287 nt
Organism: Galleria mellonella (greater wax moth)
Lineage: Eukaryota; Metazoa; Arthropoda; Insecta; Lepidoptera; Pyralidae
Gene: Cap-d3
Product: glycosyltransferase 25 family member
Exons: 9
Coding region: 209-1909 (566 amino acids)
Molecular function (GO): procollagen galactosyltransferase activity
Source: RefSeq, a predicted model, not a curated record
GAAUUUACAAUUCUUUAUAAUGUCGGGAGAAUGGAUUUGUAUCUAGAACCGUGAAACACGUCAAUAAAAUAAAAUAAGAAAUGUCAAUUUUCAAUAAAAAAAAAAUGUCAUAACAAAAUCCGGCUUUGAUUAUUAAUUGCUUCUGGUGUUUUCUUUCCCCUUUUCCAGUAAUUGUGCUUGAAUAAAUAUAAACAUUCUUUUUAAAAUAAUGCGUUAUUCUGUAUUGAUUCUAUUUCUAUGUUUCAUUACAUUUAAUAGUUCUACUUGCUAUGAAGAUAUGUUUCCUUACAAAUGGCCUACAAUCGGUAUAUCGGUACUCAUUCGCAAUAAAGGACACACAUUACCCUAUUUCUUGACGUGUCUUUAUAAUUUAGACUAUCCCAAGGACCGUCUUUAUCUUUGGAUGUAUAGUGAUUACAAUGAAGAUGAUAGUAUAAAAAUAAUAGAAAAAUGGGCAGAAAAAUAUGCAUCAGAAUACAAUGGAGUUUAUAUAACAACAAAUAGCAGUGGCCGUUUGCAUCCUGAUGAAAAAUCAGCAACACAUUGGAGCAAGGGCCGGUUCAAACAUAUCAUUCGUUUGAGAGAAGAAAGUCUUGACUUUGCUAAGAAAAUGUGGGCUGAUUAUCUUUUUAUGGUUGAUGCAGACGUUUUUCUCACAGAGAAGUCGACUCUUAAAGCACUUGUAAGCAAAAAUAUGACAGUGGUAUCACCAAUGCUCAAGUCUGAUGGGCUCUAUUCCAAUUUUUGGUGUGGAAUGACCGAAAAGUUUUAUUAUCAAAGAACUGAAGAUUAUGAACCAAUUCUAAGUCGAGAGAAACAGGGCUGUUUCGAAGUGCCUAUGGUGAAUACUGCAGUGUUAGUUUCCCUUAGGAGAAAAGAGUCGGACCUUCUUACAUAUGAUCCCAGGAAAGUAAAUAACUACAAGGGUCCUGAUGACGAUAUCAUAGCAUUUGCAAUCAGCGCUAAAAUUAAUGAUAUAAGUCUCAACAUAUGUAACGACCGACCGUAUGGGUUCAUUCUUGUGCCUCUAGAGGAAUCUGAUGAAAUAUCAAAAGAUUAUGAGCAGUUGUUGAAUAUAAAGUUGGAAGCGGUGAGCCGUAAAGUGCCUUUGCCAUUGGACAAUUAUUUAGAGGAAUUUGUGUCGUAUCCCAAACCUUGGAAGUUUAAGUGCAGUGAGAUAUAUAUGAUUAAUCUGGAAAGGCGAACGGAAAGGAGGGAGCUGAUGGAGAUGAGCUUCAAGGAGCUGGGUAUAGAUGCGAAGCUGUUCAAAGCAAUUGAUGGUAUGAAGCUUGAUUUGAAUGAUCUUCGGGAGUAUUCGAUCACCCUGAUGCCGGGCUAUGAGGAUCCAUAUCAUAAAAGACCGAUGAAAGCUGGUGAGGUUGGAUGUUUCCUCAGUCACUAUUACAUUUGGAAAGAGAUCGUUGAAAAGCAUCAUUCUACAGCACUAGUGCUCGAGGACGACGUGCAUUUCAUUCCAUAUUUUCGCCAUAAAUUCCUGCGGUUGCUCGAUGAGAUAAAAAAUAUAGACUGGGACCUUGUCUAUAUAGGCAGGAAGAUACUAUUGAGAGCUGAUGAGAAAUACGUGACCGACCACACGACGCGCCCGCUGUAUUCCUAUUGGACCCUUGGAUACCUGAUAAGCGAGCGUGGCGCGAGGAAAUUGCUGGAUGCUCAACCGCUGUCCAAAAUGCUGCCUGUAGAUGAAUUCCUUCCAAUCAUGUUCGACCAGCAUCCUAAUGAUACAUGGAAAGCCCACUUCUCAAAUCGUAACUUGGUUGCACUGUCAGCCGCGCCGCUUCUCGUCUACCCAACCCACUAUACAGGCGAUGAAGGCUACAUAAGUGACACUGAAGACUCCAAUAUCGUCGACCUGGGGGAACUAGACUACACUGUCAAGCACGAACUGUGAGGUGUCAGUUUAUUUAAUUCUUUAUUAUUUUUUUAGAGUCGGCAACGCAGAUGUGACCUUUGUUGAUGGGCAGUAUGUGUGUUUACCACUAUUCUGGUAUACGAAAAAUGUUUUUGUUUGCCCUAAGUCAUACAAGUAGUGUACAUACAUUUUUUCGCUGAACCGUCGUCUGUAUCUAAUAGUGAGGACGGAUCACUCGUGUCAUUUACGUGACCCAAAACUAGAAAAAAGUCUUAUAAGUAUUUAUUAUAAUUAUUACUUUAUAGUUUUAACUGUGAUUCUUACAACACUUAUUGCUCGACACAGCAAUAAUUGCGCUCAUAAAUAAACGUGCCAUGAACUGCCAUGAACCCAUAAGUAUUUUAUAUAACCAGGAAAAAAAUAUUAAGAAUAAAAAAAGAAACAGUAUGUAUGUGAUAUACUAACACAACGACUUACUUACUUGAUAAAAUACCUAUAUAAAUGCACAAUGGAGUUUUUACGAACUUACUAUGUUUGUCGUUUCAGACAAAUUGUAUUUUAUUUUGACAUGUAUAUAGACAUCGUUCAAAAACGAACAUUAUAUUUUAAAAUUAGAAUUGAUAAAAUACCUAAAAUGUAAUAUGUUUUUAAACGGUUUUAUUUAGCUUUCCAUGUUAUAGCUAAAAGUAUAUGCAACUAUUCUUGCCUUGAUAUCUUCCUAUAUACAUGCAUGCGCUGAAAAUACUGGCUAUUGCCGAAUGAAAUAUAUUUUUAAUAACGGUAAUGUUUUUGUCAUAAAUAUUGUCAUUUAAAAUGUUACAAUAUCUAACAAUAAGUAUUGCCAUUGUAUCAUAAUUUAAUUGCCAUAUUUUUAUUAUUUGUAUUUAUUUAAUUUUUUUUAAACUAUCUUAUUGUAAAAAAUAUUAUAGUUCAUAUAUCUAUUUCAUUUAUCUUUAUACUGAUCCUAGUUUUAUGAAAAUUUGUAUAAUUCUUGUAUGACGAGAGAAAUUGUUUUUAUUAUAAUUAUCUUCAGUUUUUUAGUUUUACAAUAAAUGACUUUAUUUUCUCAAUUGAUACCAAAAAUAUGUUAAGAUUAUAAAUGAAAUAAAUUAAUAGAAAAGACAAAUUUGUUUUUAUACAUAAAUACGAAAAUUGUAUAUCUCUUCAAUAUUCUUUCAUGAAGUAUUUUUGUGAAAGGAAUAUCAUAAUUUUAAUUAUUACUGUAACUAAAUGUUUAUUUGUAAGGUUUGAUUUUUGCAUUUAUACCCAUUAUAGAAUAACUUUUAUUUUGUAUAGUCAAUAUACAACUCGAUUCCUAACUAUUGUCAGCAAUCUACGAAACCUAAUGUGCCAUAUUAUAUAUUGUUAAAUAAGUAAAAAAGAUUUAUUUAAAUUAUUAAAAUAUUGCAAUAAUCAA